Molecule: messenger RNA, 2375 nt
Organism: Hippocampus comes (tiger tail seahorse)
Lineage: Eukaryota; Metazoa; Chordata; Actinopteri; Syngnathiformes; Syngnathidae
Gene: rh50
Product: Rh50-like protein
Exons: 2
Coding region: 285-1706 (473 amino acids)
Biological process (GO): ammonium transmembrane transport; ammonium homeostasis
Cellular component (GO): plasma membrane
Molecular function (GO): ammonium channel activity
Source: RefSeq, a predicted model, not a curated record
GAUGGAUGGAUGAUUGAUUGAUUCACUUCAAGUCAAACAACUGCUGUGUAACCAAAAUUUUAUUUUAUGUAUUUAUUGUGCCUUUUUUAUUGUGCCACAGCAUGAGAGGAGAGAAAUUUCCAUUUAUGAGGGAUUAAAGUGCAACCACCACAAUUUUAAACAACCUGUCACCUAUCGGGCCCGGUGCUAUUUAACCAUUGUUAUUAGCCUUUCUUAUCUGAUAAAAUUGAAUAUAAAAGGAGGUACUAGUUUAACCAAGCGAGUAUGAGACCAGACCGUUGUUCAUGCAUGUUACCAUGAAUGCGUCAAGAAGCUUACGAGUGCGUCUGCCAGCAUUGGUGUUGGUGUUAGAAGUGGUCAUCCUGACUCUUUAUGCUGUCUUUGUCACUUAUGACGACAAUGCCAACGCCAAGCUGCAAAGCAACGAGACCAACCCGAUGGACAACAGCGUGUAUCGCGACUAUCCUUUCUUCGCUGACGUCCAAGUGAUGAUCUUCGUAGGCUUCGGCUGCCUGUUGGCCUUCUGCCGAUUCUACGGUUUCAGCGGAAUGGUUUUCAACUUUCUGACGGCCACCUUUGCAAUCCAGUGGGCGAUCGUCAUCCAAGGCUUCUUCCAGUUUUACCACGAAGGGAAAAUUCACCUUGGCGUUAUCAACCUGCUCUACGCGGAGUUUGCAUGCGCUGUGGUGCUUAUCUCCUUCGGGGCCGUGCUCGGGAAGACCAGCCCGGUGCAGCUCCUGGUGAUGGCUUUGCUGGAGAUCCCCGUGUUUGCCGUGACAGAGUGGGCCGUGUUGAAAUACAUCCGCAUAAACGAUGCCGGUGGCAGCAUUCUUAUUCACUUGUUUGCUUGCUACUUUGGUCUCGGCGUGACAUUUGUGCUGUAUCGGCCAGCCCUCAAUAACGGCCACUCCAAAGAAAUCACCAGCUACCAUUCGGACAUCCUCUCUGUCAUGGGAACCUUGUUCCUCUGGGUGUUCUGGCCCUCAUUCAACUCUGCUCUCACCUUAAAAGGUGACGAUCAACACAGAGCAAUCCUGCACACUUUUAUCGGCCUGAGCUCAUCCACUCUCACUGCAUUUGCACUUUCUACAGUGUUCAAUAAGAGAGGCAAGCUCACAAUGGCCGAUAUCCAGAAUGUGACUUUGGCAGGUGGCGUGACAGUUGGAGCGUCAGUGGACAUGAUGAUUUCUCCUUCGGCUGCCUACGCUUUGGGCAUCAUGGGCUGCACUGCUUGUUUUUUUGGAUACAAGUACCUCAGCCCCUUUUUAGCACGACACAUGAGGAUCCAGGACCAGUGCGGCAUUCACAAUCUGCACGGCCUCACUGGCCUCAUUUCAUCCACAGCUGCCAUCUGUGCCAUCCUGCUAGCCACUGAGGAAACCUACGGACCCAGCAUGUACCAGAUCUUUUCCCACCGUGCUCCGCCCGAGGGAGACCCAAAGCUGCUGGAGCUUCAGACGCUGAUCCCCGGGUUGAAGCCAGGCUUGGGGCGUACGGCGCAAGAGCAGGCUCUGUACCAAGUGGCGGCGAUCUUUUCCACCAUUGCAGUUUCCACUGUUGGCGGCGUGCUGACCGGUUUGGUCUUGAGGCUGCCAUGCAUGGCUUCCCCAUCUGAUGAGGACUGUUUUGAUGAUGAGGUGUUCUUUGAUAUGCCAUCAGAUUUUAAUAGAGUGGAAGAUAUCAAGAACUCUAUGAUGAUGCAAUGAUGGUGAUGUCCAUAAAAAUAAAUUAGCACCAUGAAAUCAAAGGUCUUUGCAGCCACACCAAUGCUUCACUGCCAUUCUGUUGGUAAAUAUGAGUCAUUUAUUGUGUGAUCUUUUGCGACAGUCGAUUUUAUGAUGUCAAUCAUUGUGACUGUUAUUUCAAUUGAUUUCAUACAUUUUUAAAGUAAAGGUGCAGACUUUUUUUUUCCAAACACGUCUACAUCAAACAAAAUAUUUUCGUUGCAUCAGUCAUCAUUUUUAUAUGUCAACGAUGUUGACUAAAACUAGGCAGAGGAGCAGUAUAGCACAUAUGUGCACACCGUUUGAAGAUUGCAUGACUAAUUUUUCACAGUAAUGUCACUUUGAUCAUCAGUAGCCUACUUCUUUUGAUGAAAAGUGGCUGCUUUUCAUCCGCUUCUGUAAGGUGGUUCCACCGUGUGUGAUAUUAAUGUACUGUAUGCUUUGCCACCCGACUUACAAACUAAAUUUGAAUGUUCAAAAAAUGACAACCUGUACUAUCACGCAAUUUAAGUCGUUGAUUGGUUUCAUAGUCCAACAAUCUGUAAGCUGUAAAUAAAAGCCUAAACACUGCUGAGUUUGAUUUGUCCAGAGAAUGAAUAUCCAACAUAUAAUAUAUUAGAGUAUUGCACAGUUGCCAGCAAAGCUGUCAGU